Molecule: messenger RNA, 720 nt
Organism: Penicillium bovifimosum
Lineage: Eukaryota; Fungi; Ascomycota; Eurotiomycetes; Eurotiales; Aspergillaceae
Product: nicotinamidase
Exons: 2
Coding region: 1-720 (239 amino acids)
Source: RefSeq, a predicted model, not a curated record
AUGGCAGCAAAUAGACCUUUCAAGUCAGCCUUGAUAGUGGUGGACAUGCAAGAGGACUUCUGCCCCCCAAAUGGGUCCCUCGCCGUACCAGAAGGCCGCACCAUCGCCCCAAUAAUCAACACCCUACUCUCCAAGCCAGGAUUCACCAUGCGCAUCCUAACAAAAGACUACCACCCAAAAGACCAUAUCUCCUUCGCCAGUAACCACCCAGGUCCAGAAAACCAGCCCUUCUCUUCAUACGUCACUAUGAACAACCCGGCGCCGGGCAAAGAAUCAGAAUCGAAAUUACAGCAGCUAUGGCCAGUCCACUGUGUGGCGGAUACUGCGGGCGCGGAAAUCAUUCCGGAGAUCGAUUCCUCUAAUGUCGAUUUAGUGGUUCGAAAGGGCAUGCGUCCCGAAGUCGAGAUGUACUCUGUCUUCGCGGAUGCUUUUGGAAACUGUGAUCCCGGGGCACAUACACAUUCGGUUAGCUUGGAUGUUGCUGCGGCUCUUAGGGCUCAGGGUGUUACUGAUGUGGUUGUUGUGGGGCUUGCUGGAGAUUAUUGUGUCAAGGCUACGGCGAUUGAUGCUGCUAGGGUUGGGUUCAAGAGCUGGGUUGUUGAGGAGGGGACGAAGUGUGUUGUGCCGGCUAACUGGGAGGAUAUUAAGAGGGAACUGAAGGAUUCUGGGGUGUCUGUCAUUAGCAUGGGUGACCCUUUGAUCGAGGGACUUGGAAAGUAG